Messenger RNA from Staurois parvus, 1682 nucleotides. The record is from the annotation of a GenBank genome assembly. NCBI's taxonomy places the organism in Eukaryota, Metazoa, Chordata, Amphibia, Anura, Ranidae.
AGAGUGAUCGACUCCUUAUCAAAGGAGGUAAGAUCGUCAAUGAUGACCAGUCAUUCCAUGCUGACAUUUACAUGGAGGAUGGGUUAAUUAAGCAGAUUGGUGAGAAUCUGAUUGUGCCGGGAGGUGUGAAGACCAUCGAAGCUCAUGGACGGAUGGUAGUGCCGGGUGGAAUUGAUGUCCACACCUGCUUCCAGAGACCUUGCAAUGGAAUGGUAUCUGCUGAUGAUUUCUUCCAGGGGACCAGAGCAGCUUUGGCUGGAGGCACCACCAUGAUCAUUGACCAUGUUGUGCCAGAGCCAGGGACCAGCCUGCUUACUGCUUUUGACCAGUGGAGGGAAUGGGCAGACAGCAAAUCCUGUUGUGACUAUUCCUUGCAUGUGGACAUCACGGAGUGGCACAAGGGCGUACAAGAGGAAAUGGAGGCACUGGUGAAAGACCACGGUAUCAACUCCUUCCUGGUGUAUAUGGCAUACAAGGAACAAUUCCAGCUGACAGACUCCCAGAUCUAUGAGGUGUUCAGUGUGAUCAGGGACAUUGGUGCCAUUGCACAGGUGCAUGCCGAAAAUGGUGAUAUAAUCGCCGAGGAGCAACUGAGGAUCUUAGAACAAGGAAUCACAGGACCUGAGGGACAUGUACUUAGCCGACCGGAGGAGGUGGAGGCAGAAGCUGUCAAUCGCUCCAUCACCAUCGCCAACCAGACCAACUGUCCUCUCUAUGUCACCAAGGUGAUGAGCAAAAGCUCAGCUGAAGUUAUUGCACAGUCUAGGAAGAAAGGAGCUGUAGUAUAUGGAGAGCCAGUCACAGCAAGUUUGGGCACUGAUGGCUCUCAUUACUGGAGCAAAAACUGGGCUAAGGCAGCAGCUUUUGUUACAUCUCCACCUCUGAGCCCCGACCCCAGUACCCCCGAUUUCCUCAAUUCACUGCUUGCCUGUGGUGACUUGCAGGUUUGUGGGAGUGCACACUGCACUUUUAACACAGCUCAGAAAGCUGUUGGAAAAGACAAUUUCACUCUAAUUCCAGAAGGGACCAAUGGAGCGGAGGAGAGAAUGAGCAUCGUGUGGGACCGAGCUGUGGUGUCAGGAAAGAUGGAUGAAAACCAAUUUGUAGCUGUCACCAGCACCAAUGCUGCCAAAAUAUUCAACCUGUACCCUCGGAAAGGACGCAUUGCUGUGGGAUCUGAUGCUGAUCUGGUGAUUUGGGACCCAGACAGUAUAAGGACAAUCUCAGCCAAGACGCACAAUAGUUCAGUGGAGUACAACAUUUUCGAAGGGAUGGAGUCCCGUGGGAGCCCCCUAGUAGUGAUUAGCCAAGGAAAGAUUGUUCUUGAGGAUGGUACCCUUCACGUUACUGAAGGAUCUGGACGGUACAUUCCUAGAAAACCCUUCCCAGACUUUGUGUACAAAAGGAUCAAAGCCCGAAGCAGGCUUGCUGAGCUGCGAGGGGUUCCUCGAGGGCUGUAUGACGGUCCUGUCUGUGAAGUGUCUGUAACUCCAAAAGCGGUAACACCUGCAUCCUCUGCCAAGACAUCUCCUGCCAAACAACCAGCACAGCCAAUACGGAACCUGCACCAGUCAGGAUUCAGUCUGUCAGGUGCACAAAUUGAUGACAAUGUUCCUCGCCGCACUACUCAGCGCAUUGUGGCACCUCCCGGUGGCCGUGCCAAUAUCACCAGCCUAGGUUAA